This is a messenger RNA of Vitis vinifera (wine grape), 3665 nucleotides long. Its product is annotated as probable UDP-N-acetylglucosamine--peptide N-acetylglucosaminyltransferase SPINDLY. The coding region runs from base 351 to 3095 and encodes 914 amino acids. Gene Ontology annotation, molecular function: protein binding. The transcript has 18 exons. Lineage: Eukaryota; Viridiplantae; Streptophyta; Magnoliopsida; Vitales; Vitaceae. The record is from RefSeq and is a predicted model, not a curated record.
AUCUAGGGGAGCUGGAGAACGCGCCCUUUACCGACAAGGAGCCCUAGGCUGGUUAGGUGUAGGGCCCGGUGGCGUUACCGCAAAUACAGUGGGAAAACGAGGUCAUCAUACCAAAGCUGUCCCUAUAUGCAAUCGUUGUAGUUAACGGCCGGACACUAGUCGGGCCUCUGGAGACUCUGGAUACUCGCACAUCACAGACAACUGUCUCGGAGGUCUAAGUACCCCUCUGUCCCGAACAUCGUUCCCUCCCUCGCUCUCUCCCUCUAACUCUCCACUUCGUCUUUCUACUUUUUCUAUGUCGACUGAUUGUCGAAGCCCUUGAAUGCAUCUGAUCUUAUAGCUUUUUUCAAAUGGCAUGGACGGAGAAAGAGGUUGGUAAUGGGAGAGACAGGGAACCAGUUGGAGGUAAUGGUUUCUCGAAAGUUUCUCAGACUUCUUCUAGUACUAGUUCUACCUCACCUGGAUGCUUACCAAAGAAGUUUGAAGGGAAGGAUGCACUUUCUUAUGCCAACAUUCUUCGCUCAAGGAACAAGUUUGCUGAUGCUCUUGCUAUGUAUGAAAAUAUACUUGAAAAAGAUAAUGGAAAUGUUGAAGCUCACAUUGGCAAAGGGAUAUGCCUACAAAUGCAAAAUAUGGGAAGGCUUGCUUUUGAAAGUUUCUCUGAAGCAAUUAGGCAGGACCCACAAAAUUUGUGUGCCCUCACUCAUUUAGGCAUUUUGUACAAAGACGAGGGUCGCCUGUUGGAGGCUGCUGAGUCAUAUGAUAAAGCUCUGAGAAUAGACUCUUCAUACAAACCAGCUGCUGAAUGCUUAGCAAUUGUUUUAACAGAUCUUGGAACCAGCUUAAAGCUUGCUGGCAACACUCAGGAGGGAAUACAGAAGUAUUAUGAAGCUCUUAAAAUAGAUCCACAUUAUGCUCCGGCAUAUUACAACCUUGGUGUUGUUUAUUCUGAAAUGAUGCAAUAUGACACGGCUCUUAGUUGCUACGAGAAGGCUGCACUAGAGAGGCCUAUGUAUGCUGAAGCAUAUUGCAACAUGGGUGUCAUCUUUAAGAACCGUGGCGACUUGGAAUCCGCUAUCACUUGUUAUGAAAGGUGUCUGGCUGUGUCUCCAAACUUUGAGAUUGCUAAGAAUAAUAUGGCAAUAGCCUUGACAGAUUUAGGCACGAAGGUUAAAUUGGAAGGAGACAUCAACCAAGGCGUGGCAUAUUACAAGAAGGCUCUGUAUUAUAAUUGGCAUUAUGCUGAUGCUAUGUACAAUCUUGGGGUUGCUUAUGGUGAAAUGCUGAAGUUUGAUAUGGCAAUUGUGUUUUAUGAACUCGCAUUUCACUUUAAUCCUCAUUGUGCGGAGGCAUGCAACAAUUUAGGUGUAAUUUACAAAGACCGAGACAACCUUGAUAAGGCUGUGGAGUGCUAUCAGUUGGCUUUAUCGAUCAAACCAAACUUCUCCCAAUCGCUGAACAAUCUGGGUGUUGUCUACACUGUCCAGGGUAAGAUGGAUGCUGCAGCCAGCAUGAUUGAGAAAGCUAUUGUUGCAAAUCCUACAUAUGCAGAAGCAUAUAAUAAUUUAGGGGUUCUUUACAGAGAUGCUGGCAAUAUAUCCAUGGCCAUUGAAGCAUAUGAGCAAUGCCUUAAGAUAGAUCCUGAUUCUCGCAAUGCAGGCCAGAAUCGGUUGCUUGCAAUGAAUUACAUAAACGAGGGAAAUGAUGAUAAACUUUUUGAGGCUCACAGAGACUGGGGCAGGCGAUUUAUGAGGUUAUAUCCACAGUACACAUCAUGGGACAAUCCAAAAGAUCCGGAACGACCCCUUGUUGUUGGAUAUGUAUCUCCAGAUUAUUUUACGCAUUCUGUAUCAUAUUUCAUUGAAGCACCCCUUGUGAAUCAUGACUAUGCAAAUUACAAAGUGGUUGUUUAUUCAGCAGUUGUGAAGGCAGAUGCAAAAACGAUUAGGUUUAGGGACAAAGUUUUAAAAAGGGGUGGGGUAUGGAGAGAUAUAUAUGGAAUUGACGAGAAGAAGGUUGCAAGCAUGGUCAGAGAAGAUAAGGUUGACAUCCUGGUGGAACUCACUGGUCAUACUGCUAAUAACAAGUUGGGAAUGAUGGCAUGCCGCCCUGCACCUGUUCAGGUGACUUGGAUAGGCUACCCAAACACAACUGGUUUGCCUACAAUUGAUUAUAGAAUCACUGAUUCACUUGCAGACCUUCCUGAUACGUCGCAGAAGCAUGUUGAGGAGUUGGUUCGAUUACCGGAAUGCUUCCUUUGUUAUAUGCCUUCCCCUGAGGCCGGGCCUGUUUCUCCAACUCCUGCACUUUCCAAUGGCUUUAUUACUUUUGGUAGCUUUAAUAAUCUAGCUAAGAUAACACCUAAAGUAUUGCAAGUCUGGGCAAGGAUAUUAUGUGCAGUUCCGAACUCUCGACUUGUGGUAAAGUGUAAGCCUUUUUGUUGUGAUAGUGUAAGACAGAGAUUUCUUUCAACGUUGGAGCAGCUGGGAUUGGAAUCACUACGUGUUGAUCUUUUGCCAUUAAUUCUUCUCAACCAUGAUCAUAUGCAAGCAUACGCUCUAAUGGACAUUAGUUUGGAUACUUUUCCAUAUGCGGGAACAACUACGACAUGUGAAUCUUUGUUCAUGGGAGUUCCAUGUGUUACUAUGGCUGGUUCAGUACAUGCACAUAAUGUUGGCGUGAGUCUUCUCAACAAAGUAGGAUUGGGACGCCUGGUUGCAAAAACUGAAGAUGAGUAUGUCCAAUUGGCUCUGCAGUUGGCCUCUGACAUUACAGCUCUCUCAAAUUUGAGAAUGAGUCUCCGGGAUUUAAUGUCCAAGUCCCCUGUCUGCAAUGGACCAAACUUCGCCCUUGCUUUGGAGUCAACAUACCGGAGCAUGUGGCGCAGGUACUGUAAAGGUGAUGUGCCAUCCUUGAGGCGGAUGGAGAUCCUGCAGCAGGAGAACUCUGAAGAACCUGUUGUUAAAUUGCCUGAGCCAACAAAGAUCACAAACUCAAGAGAUGAUUCUUCUGGAUCUAUCAAGACAAAUGGAUUAAAUCAGGUCCCGUCAUCAAUGUUGAAGCACUCAACUAGUGAAGAAAAUGGAGUUAGUUGAAUCACAUGGUGAAGGCAAGUUGAGCUGAUCUAGAAUACGAUCCAAUCUUAGUAGGUGCAUCCUGAGGCAUUUGAAGAAAAUGGGGUCAUUUUGGGCCAUUUCAUAGAAAUGUCCAUUGCCUUUGUCUGGAAUUAAGCCCCAUCUGGCUUAUAUUUUACUAUAUGGCAUUUUCUACUGGAAUUGAGACCGACGGUAACUAUGGUGUCAAACCUGUGGUUACCUUGAACAGGAUCUCAACAUUUUUUGGGAAAAGAAUGCGGACAGGAGUCAGUAGUUGGUAUUUAUCUUUGUAAGGUGCAAGGAUAGCAAAUUUGAAGACAAGUGGUAUGCUACGGGCUGUUAUGACUAGGCAGGUUCAUUGCAUUUUUUUCCCCGAAUCAUAGAAAUUGGUGUGGCUUGUAAAUUAUAAAAAGGAGUUUUCUUUUGUUCUUUAGAAUGGAAAGUGGCAAGUGGGAUGGUGGGUCAGGUCACUUGUGGGUGGUAUAAUGCUCUAAAUCCUGCCUCGUGUGUAUGAACAACCUCAUAGAGUUAUGGUGAAAUAUUGAAUAUAGAGCAGCUAAUUUGUGAGAA